UCUCUGCAACUGAAAUUCCACAGCCUCCCAAAUUUUCUCUCCCAGAAAUAAUCAAACCAAUAAUUAAUCACAAACCCAACCAUUAAUUUCUGUAUUAUUACAGAAAGGAAGAAAAUUUGGGGGUAAUUUUGUGUGUAAUCAUGGUGGAAGGGGAAGAAGAAAAAUCAUCAACAGAAAACCCUAAAUUGAAAGAGUCCUCCUCAAUGUGUGAAGAAUGUAAAGAAAAUACAUGGAAAUACAAAUGCCCAGGUUGUUUAAUUCGUUCAUGUAGUCUACCAUGUGUAAAAUCACACAAACAAAGAACUUCAUGUACUGGUAAAAGACCUCGUGAUGAAAUCAUUCCAUUGUCACAGUUCGAUGAUAAUCUUGUCAUCUCUGAUUAUAGAUUCUUAGAAGAAGCUAAACGAGUAGCUGAAUCUGCAAAGAGAACGAGAAAAGCUGUAUUUGGUGAUUCUUUGGGGGAGGUUAAUAAGUUGCCAUUUAAGCUCAAGGAGCUUAGAGAAAAAGCCUGGAAAAGAAACACAAAACUUGCAUUUCUUCCCAAUGGAAUGUCUAAGAGAGAAAAAAACAAAUCGGAAUACGAUCAAAGGAAGGCAUCCAUUUUAUGGACGAUUGAAUGGCGAUUUCAUUCAACUGAUGUGGUUAUAGUUGACAGCGGAGUAGAUGAAAAAACUAAACUCUGUUCAGUAAUUGAGGAGCAUCUGAAGCCUGGUCCUCGGAAUAAUAAGCUGAAGCCAUUCUCUGAGGAGCCAUUAGAUCGUCUCAAAUUCUUCAUUCGCAAAAAUGCAAAGCAUAACAAGUCUCCAUAUCGUGAAUUGGACAUAAAAUCUUCAAUAUCGCGACAGUUGGCCAAUACAUUCGUUGUGGAGUAUCCUGUAAUUUACGUAUAUCUUCCUUCUGCCAGCGACGAUUUGUGGGUCAUUAAAGAUGCAGCUCCUCCCGCUUACAAGUCGAAUGAAACUAAUUCGCCAAUCCGUAAACGUGUUACCUUUAAGGUAGAAGAACCAAAGGAAGAAGAGGACCCACAGAUACUAGAUCCUAUGAAGUGUAUAAAUGCAGAAUCGAUGUUGAGAGGGGAAACAGAAGAUACCGACGAAUUCUUCUUUUCUAAUAUUGGGGAUUUGGAACUCCCAGAAAAUUCCGGUUUUAAUUUCGAACAAGACCUUAGAGAUGCUUAUUCAGGGCUUAUUGGAGAAAUAAAUCCCGAUGACUUUCUUGAUCUUGAUGGUGAGUUUCUGCAAAGUUUUAGCAACGAAGAACUGGAAGAAGGUGAGAUCCCCGAGUGAUGCAAGUACAGGUCUCAAGAGGGGUGUAUCUGUCAGAAAUCGUUUGUUCUUUUAUUUUGUACCAUACAUGCAUAAUCUAAGUUGAGUGUGCAUCUCCUCUAAGUGAUGGUGAACAAAUUCGAAUUCUCAGGCAUAUAUUAUCUCAUAUCUUUGGUUUUAUGGGAUGAAUUUAAGUUUUGUACAUUACUUUUUUUUUUU
Molecule: messenger RNA, 1484 nt
Organism: Papaver somniferum (opium poppy)
Lineage: Eukaryota; Viridiplantae; Streptophyta; Magnoliopsida; Ranunculales; Papaveraceae
Product: box C/D snoRNA protein 1-like
Exons: 4
Coding region: 141-1286 (381 amino acids)
Biological process (GO): box C/D snoRNP assembly; maturation of LSU-rRNA from tricistronic rRNA transcript (SSU-rRNA, 5.8S rRNA, LSU-rRNA); snoRNA localization
Cellular component (GO): pre-snoRNP complex; nucleus
Source: RefSeq, a predicted model, not a curated record